Messenger RNA from Scomber japonicus (chub mackerel), 848 nucleotides. RefSeq lists its product as uncharacterized. The record is from RefSeq and is a predicted model, not a curated record. Gene Ontology annotation, biological process: immune response; immunoglobulin production. The coding region runs from base 63 to 848 and encodes 261 amino acids. Lineage: Eukaryota; Metazoa; Chordata; Actinopteri; Scombriformes; Scombridae. The transcript is spliced from 5 exons.
GAGGCCAGUGUUGAUCAGUGGCUGUCCAGACCUUUCAGAGCCACUGACACGCCGCCAGCACAAUGAUGAUGUCACUGACUCUACUGCUGGGCACCCUGGGGCUCCUUGUUCAGGGUUCAUCAGGAGAAAUCAUCAUGACUCAGUCUCCUGGAUCUCAGUCUGCUGCUCCAGGACAGACUGUCUCCAUCAAAUGUAAAGCCAGUUCAACUGUUAGUACUAGCGCUCUCUACUGGUACCUUCAGAAACCUGGAGAAGCUCCUAAACUCCUGAUUUAUUCAACUUCAAGCCGUCAGUCUGGAGUUUCAGAUCGUUUUAGUGGAAGUGGAUCAAACACCGACUACACUCUGACCAUCAGUAGAGUUCAGGCUGAAGAUGCAGGAGUUUACUACUGUCAGCAGUAUCAAAGCUACCCGAUCACACAGAGCUCUUUACAAAGAAGGCCAAUCAAAACAUUCAACCAGUGUAUUAAGAAAAUGACUUUGAUCUCCGCCCUCAUCUGGACUCUCCUCUGCUGCUGCUUCACAGAGUCCAGAGGCCAGUACACAGUGACUCAGCCUGCAGCAGUGAGAUCUACUCUGGGAGGAUCUGCAACCAUCAGCUGUAGGGUCAGUCAGAUUGUUUAUAAGGGGUACUGGUUACACUGGUACCAACAGAGAGAUGGAGAAAUCCCUAAACCGCUCAUUACCUAUGCUACCACUCGAGUAUCAGGCAUUCCAGGUCGUUUUUCAGGCAGUGGAUCAAACUCUGACUUCACUCUGACCAUCAGUGGAGUCCAGGCUGAAGAUGCAGCAGUUUAUUACUGCAAGAGUUAUCACUAUCCCAACUAUCAGUGGGUGUACACACAGUGA